CGCGCCUGCGCACAUCGCAGCGCUGGGGGGGUCGACGGGGCAACGCGGCGCCUGCGCAGAGGGACGAGCGGACGGCGGCGCUCAGGGCACAGGGGCCGAGACCUCCGUGCCGGAGGUGUAUCUCCAUGAAUAACUUAAAUGACCCCCCAAAUUGGAAUAUCCGGCCCAGUUCCAGGGCUGAUGGGGGUGAUGGAAGCAGAUGGAAUUAUGCCCUGUUGGUUCCAAUGCUGGGACUGGCUGCUUUUCGCUGGCUUCUUGGACAGGGAGAGGUAGCACUGCCUCCUCACUCCCAGGUGGGAGUGGACGUCCAGGCUCCCCACUCGUCCUCCAGCCCGUUGACACCAAAGAAGGGCCCCCUGUUACCGCUGGGCAAGAGUGGGAGGUCCAGCUCGCCUGCGAUCUGCUGGUGCUUCCACACGGGAGAAUCCCCACAUGGCUUCCUCUGCCACCAUCAGUGCCCCUCAGGCUUUGCCCACAUGGAUGGAGGUUGGAUUUGGUCUAGGGAGUCCCGAAAAGAGAUAGAAAAAGAGAGGGAAGCAUACCAUCAGAGAACAGCUGCCUUCCAGCGGGACCUCGAAGCCAAGUACCGUGCCACGAUCUCAGAAAGUCGGCGGGCCGUGGCACAGUUGUCCCUGGAACUUGAAAAGGAACAAAACAGAACGACUAGCUACCGAGAAGCCCUCAUCUCUCAGGGGCGCAAGAUGGUAGAAGAGAAGAAGCUUCUGGAACAGGAGCGGGCUCGGGCCCUGCAGGAGAAGGGGCAGCCCUUGCGGAGCGCGUACCUGAGCUACCUGGGCAAGGAGGAGGAGUGGCAGCGGAGGGCCAGGCUUCUGCUGAGAGACUUCGAGGACGCUCUGACAGAAAGACAGAGCGUCUACUGCAGUCUGCUUCUCCCUCGCCACAAGCGGCUGGAGAUCGAGAAGAGCCUGCUGGGCCGAGCGUCCACCGACCCAGUUGCUGCUGACCUAGAGAUGGCAGCUGGCCUGACCGACAUAUUCAAGCACGACACAUACUGUGGUGACAUCUGGAACACCAACAAGCGCCGAAACGGGAGGCUUAUGUGGCUGUAUCUCAGAUAUUGGGAACUACUGGUCGAGCUGAAAAAGUUUAAGAGCGUAGAGAGAGCCAUACUGGAAAAGUAAGACGGGGGUGAAUGGCUCAGCGUCAGACUGUUGUGUGUUCUGGGUUAUCCGAUGCUUUCCUUCUGCCAGCGCUCCCUGUGUUGUGGCCACGCAUGCACAGCCACCUCUCAGCAGCGGCCUUCCACUCCCAGCACCCUCCGAGCAGGAUGGCGAGGCCUCAGGAGACUCUCCGUCCCCCUCGGCGGCUAAGGACUCAGUCUCUCAGAAGCGUGUUUUAAGCCGUCAAUAUUUUAUUCAGCGGAACAGGGUAACCCCAUAGCUUUAGGGAAAAAUGGUUUCUAAGAAUGUGAAAUAUAAUAUUCAUCCUUACUGUAAGUCGUUUUUUUGUCUGUUUUCAUCACUCCCUAAAUAAACUCUUUUUUCUCCUCAAA
Molecule: messenger RNA, 1513 nt
Organism: Delphinapterus leucas (beluga whale)
Lineage: Eukaryota; Metazoa; Chordata; Mammalia; Artiodactyla; Monodontidae
Gene: CCDC127
Product: coiled-coil domain containing 127
Source: RefSeq, a predicted model, not a curated record